Molecule: messenger RNA, 6442 nt
Organism: Copidosoma floridanum
Lineage: Eukaryota; Metazoa; Arthropoda; Insecta; Hymenoptera; Encyrtidae
Product: ras GTPase-activating-like protein IQGAP1
Biological process (GO): regulation of GTPase activity; mitotic actomyosin contractile ring assembly actin filament organization
Cellular component (GO): cell cortex
Molecular function (GO): calmodulin binding; actin filament binding; GTPase activator activity
Source: RefSeq, a predicted model, not a curated record
UGCAGUCCUCACCGAAACGUACUUUUCAAAUGUUGUCGCUUUAAGUCUGUUACAGGUACUAUGAUGUCUAUGAUGAGCGCUAAAACAGAAAAGUAUUUGUUUUAAAAUUGUGCAGUAAUAAAAACAACAACAAUAUUAAUGAGUAUAAGUACUGAAGCAGCAUCGUGACACAAAUCAAGGCAAGGACAUUAUCAUCAAGAGAUCAAGGAAAAGGUGAAGAUACAAAGGGUAAUUGUAAUGUGUGUUUAUCAGUCGGCAGCCAGCAGUCAAACACACUCUGCACGUUAGUUUUUCGAAUAGGACGCAACGACAUUAUAAGGAUGAAGUCGAAGGACGUCGAUGAAAAAGAUGUGAAGCGGUCAGCAGAAGAAAUGGACGAGAUCAGACAGAGGACAUUGGCUUACGAAUAUUUGUGUCAUUUGGAAGAAGCUAAAAAAUGGAUGGAAGCAACUUUAAGGGAGCAAUUACCUUCUACCACAGAAUUGGAGGAAAAUUUAAGAAACGGGGUGUUUUUAGCAAAACUUGGCCACUUUAUGGCUCCCGAAAUUUUGCCUCUCAAUAAAAUAUAUGAUAUCGAUCAAAAGAGGUAUGCAGUUGCUGGAUUGCAGUUUCGUCACACGGAUAAUAUUAAUUUUUUUUUAAAGUGUCUGAAAUCCAUGCAAUUGCCUUAUACAUUUCAACCCGAAACCACUGAUAUUUAUGAUAAGAAAAACAUGCCUCGUUUAAUUUAUUGUAUUCAUGCCUUAAGUACUCACUUGUUUAAAUUGGGAAGAGCAACGCAAAUUCAAGAUCUUUAUGGAAAAGUUAACUUUACUGAUGAGGAAAUAGAUACCGUCAGCAGAGAGUUACAAAAAUUAGGCGUAAAAAUGCCUGCUUUUCAAAAAAUUGGUGGAAUUCUAACAAAUUGUAUGGAAGGCGAUAUCGCUGCAUUACACGCGGCAGUUAUAACAAUCAAUCAAUCUUUGAUACACCAAAAUAAAAAAACCAUUUUUUCUCUACUUCAAAACCCUGCGGCUCAAUUACAAAAUGUGAAUCCCGACUAUGUCGACUUCUACUUCAACAUUUUAAUUAUUGCGAAAGAGAAAAAAGCCGAAGCUGCACUGAACCGAUCUUUGAAUGACAGUUAUGUACCAGACGCCUAUGAUGAACUUUUAACCCAAGCAGAAAUUCAAGGGCACAUUAAUAACAUCAACAUACAAUGUGCCUUGGAUGUUUUAGACGAUUGCAUUAGGCAAGAUAAAAAAAAUAUUUCAUCAGUUUUAAAAAGGCCGGAUUUGCAGCUGCAGCAUGUCAUUGAAAAAAAUGAUGACUUAUACACAAAACAUUUAAAGACAUUAAUAGAUGGUAUUGAUUGGCAACAUCGACUCUUAGAAGAAAGUUCGCGUUGGCAAAAGAAAGUACAGGAAAUUAUUAUUUCUGCCAAUGAUGUUGCUGAUGAAUUAAACCAACGCAAGGAAAUUGUAAGACAUCUCAAUCACGUUUUGGAAAGUGGGUCGGAAAAGGAUUUUUAUAGAGUUUUAACAAAUCCAAAAUUAAAAAUCUCUAAUAUGGUCGACGAGUUUGCAAUUCCACUUUAUUACGAAGAAAUGAACAUAGAUCAUUCGGAAUCCCAAAUGGAUUUGCUUUAUGACGAUAUAGUAGUCAGCAUCCGCGUGUUGACUGCAAUUGCUAACGUUACCAAAGCCGUUGAUACAAAUAAUCCCGAUUUGGUUUAUAGAUCUUUGAAUUGUUCAGAUGUACACAUUAAUGGUCUUGAAGAAAACAAUAAAGUGAAAUAUUUAAGAGGGCUACUGACCAUUCGUAAUGAAAAAAAAAUUAAGAAGGAAAAAUGCCAAUUAUUGACAUACAGCGAUAUACAAGACUGCAUCGAUUUUGUUAAUGAACAAUGUGCAGAAGAUAACAAAGCGGUUGAUAUUUUACAAAGAUUAAACAAAGCUGUACAAUUCAAUAAUAAAGUUGAAAUGUUGCAAGCUUUAGAAGAAAUUAAUGUGAAAUCAGAUAAGUCCACGUCCUUAAUGGAUUCCUCCUUGUAUAUGAAAUUGUUUAGACAAUGCUUGAUCGAUAAACACUCGGAUGGAUCUGAGUUGUGGUUGGAAGAUGUUGAAGAUAUUGUAAAAACAGUGUUAUUAGAAAAAUCGCAUAUCGAACGGAUGUGUUCCAUACUUCACUACGUCAAUGCGAGUAUUGAAAAAAAUGAUGUAUCCCUGAUGAUUAAGGCUUUAAAAUUGGAAGAUGUACAACUACCUGAGAAGCAUAGUAUCGCAUACUUUGAAUUUUUAAGGAAUUUGAGAGCAGAAAAGCAAAAGAAAUUUUCAUCUCCAUUUGUAAAGUAUACAACCUCAUUGGGCAACACUGCGUUUUUAGAUAUCGAAAAAUCUUUGUACACAUGGGAUACUCCAAAGGAUACGGGUGAAACGUACUUCAUUACUAAAGAAGAUCUAGAGGUGAUAUUAAAAGACGUGACGAAAAACAACUGCGAUAGCAAAAUAUUCAGGGAAAAAGAAUUGACGAAUACAAUCAUACUUCUGCAAGCUUACAUACGGGGCUAUCUUGUUCGUAAAAGAUGUGCAGAAUAUGUAGGAAAAAUUAUAAAGAUCCAAGCUUGGUGGCGUGGAGUUUUACAAAGACAAAUUUUUUCCAAAUGGCUAACAAAUGGCCAAGUACCGAGAAGUGGAAAAAACAAUGAGAAAACUCUUAAUUUUAUGGAUUAUUACGCGGCGCACGAAAGUAAAAUUAUUAAAAUUCAAGCUUUAUGGCGCGGACGUUUGACCAGACAAGCUUUUCACUCGCUUUUGCGCCUAGACAAGCCUCCAUUCUCCAUAGUCAGGCACUUUGCUAGUAUUUUAAAUUUUACUGCCCAAGAUUACGAUAAAGAUCUACAGCUGCAGCAAUUAAAAAACGAAGUGGUAAAACUUAUCAAGCACAAUCAAAACCUUGCACAACAAUUGGAUGACAUGGACAUAAAAAUAGGCUUGGUCAUUCAAAAUCGAAUAGCCUUGCAGGAUUUGGUUGCACACGGAAAAAAUUUGGAGAAUUUAACAAAGGACAAGCACGUUUUAUUGAAAGAAAAUAAAAAUGUUUCAUCUGAUGCGCAUUGCUCUCUGAAAGGCCUGAAAUCAUUGACGAAAGAAGGUCGCAGGAUGCUCGAAGGCUAUCAGCAUUUGUUCUAUGCUCUUCAAACGAAUCCUGCAUACUUGUCAAAGCUCCUUUUUCUUUUGCCGCACAGUAAACUAAACAAAUUUUUGCACGAUAUGAUUUUGAAACUGUUCAAUUACGGCUCUAAUUCGCGAGAGGAGUAUUUAUUAUUGAAACUUUUGGGAACUGCCUUACAAGAAGAGAUAAGGUGUAAAUUUCAAAAACCAAUGGAUGUUGUGAGCGGAAAUCCUUUGGUUUUAAAGAUGGCAGUAGCUUACGCGAGGCAAUUACAUGGCCAACGAUCUUUGAGGGAUAUUCUUGGACCAAUAAUUAAUAAGAUUCUUGCUGAUAAAACGAUCAUGAUAGAAACGAAUCCCGUGGACAUUUACAAGUCGUGGAGAAAUCAACUUGAAAUGGAGACUGGUGAAACCUCAGAUCUACCGUACAACGUUACUUCGGAAAAAGCACUGCAAUACGACGCGGUGAGAAAAAGAUUGGACAACGGAAUGAGAUUACUUCAGAAGACCGUUUUGGAUUUACUGAAUAGAAUUAUCACGUCUCGAGAUUUAAUUCCGUAUGGCAUGCUGUACAUGGCUAAAGUAUUGAACCACACUCUGACUGAAACGUUUCCAGGUACUCCUGAGAAGGACAUAUUGAAGGUUGUUGGCGAUUUCAUUUAUUAUCACUAUAUCAAUGCUGCCAUUGUUGCACCCGAUGCAUACGAGAUUGUGACUCUAACAGUCGAUAGAUCACUUUCCAAUGACCAGAGAAGAAAUUUGGCUAGUAUUGCAAAGAUUUUGCAAUUCGCUGCGUCGAAGAAAGGAUUUGGUGAGGAAGCGAAACAUCUUGUGUGUUUGAAUCCAUUUAUUGUUGAAUGUCAUGAAAAAUUCAAAAAAUUCUUCCGACAUUGCUGUCGUAUCCAAGAACUUGACGAGCGCUUUAGUAUGCACGAAUACACGGAAGUUACCUUGAUCCACAAGCCAGAGAUUGCAAUAUCUCUUCAAGAUAUUUGCGAUACUCACUGUCUGCUGCUUGAUUACGAAGAUCAGAUAGCUCCGGAUCGAGAUGAUCCUAUUCAUGAAUUACUAGAGGAUUUGGGCAAUGCUCCGAGUGUAGCAUCGUUAAUUGGAUUAAACGAGACUGAUGCGAAUGAAACGAAUGUCGCUCGAAUAGCCAAAAAAGAAGUCUACCUUGUUUUAACGAAUAAAUUUGAGGUGCCUGACAGUGACGAUACUAAUUACAGCAGAUUAUUUAUCAAGACGAAAGAACUGCUUGUGUCAAUCAUGGAAUUUUUAAGAGGUGAAACUCUGGUCGAAGCAUUAGAAACUGAAACGCUGGAAUGCCUCGAAAAUGCUUACGCCAAGAAAAAUAUGAAUUUUGCUUUCAAAACGCUAGAUUGCAACAACCUAUCAUUGAGCGAUUGCAAACGUCAGCUCAACACAUAUCUGAACAAAUUGCAAUUGAGCGGACUUGUUGCUCGAGAAGACGGCUAUCAAACGAUCGUAACCGCGGUAGCCAGAGAUUUAUGCAAUAAAAGCCACUACAGGGUUUUGAGAAGCAAAGAAUUGAAGAUGCUUCGUAGCACAAAGCAACGUUUGGUGGAAAAAGAGCAUUAUUACAGAGAACAAGUAAAAUAUUACAGCGAGUACAUCAGGAGAUGCUUGCAAAAUCUCAAUGCUGGAAAAGGAACAAUGCGUGCACUAAAGAAUAGGGAAAAAAAUGGUCACAUGAAACUCAAGUCCAAGAAUACUCUCAAGUAUUCAGCUGCAAAACUUCAAGAAAAGGGCAUUCUGCUCGAAAUAGCAGGUUUGCCGCAGUCACAGUUCAAAAACGUAAUAUUCGAAAUAACGCCUACGGGCAACGACGGAGUAUUUACGGUGCGAGGUAAAUUUAUGGGCGUGGAGAUGGAAAAAAUUGAGGUUGAUGUUACAAAUUUGCUUACACUGCAAUACGAGGGCUCGUCCAUCAUGAAUAUGUUUGGUAAAGCGAAGAUCAAUGUUAAUUUAUUGCUGUAUUUACUUAACUGUAAAUAUUAUGGUAAAAAAUAGUAUCACGAAUCAAUUGUCAAAGAUGUGGAAAAUCAGUUAACUUUUGUUAUGUAUUUUAUUUGCUUUCUCAUAAUCAAAUGUAUUCGCACUAUUUUAAUUUUCUGGUCAAAGAAAAUACCCUAAUUAUUGUAUCAAAUUUUUAAAAGGAAGUAGAUCUAAGUUUUAAAUGUAAGUGAUUUGUCGAUUGUGAAAGUUGAAAAAAUUUGUAAAAUCAAUUAUACGAUAUGGCGUUUCAUUGAUAAGUUUUCAUGCGAUAUUUAUUCUAGUUGUGUAUGUGUAUAUCAUAAUUUUAUAUAUUUUUAUACAUUCUUUUAAAAUAAAAAUUUUUACAUCCAUAAUCUUGAAGUUUUCCGAAAGUUUCCCUCCAAGUAAUAUGUGUCACAAAAUAAUACAAAGGUUUUUAUCCACUACGUAUAUUACUUUCUGAAAUGUCUGCGCGACAGUACAGCAAAUUGUUUACUUAUAUUAUACAAAAAGUGGAUUUUCACAAAUAUUGUUUUGAAGUUUAAAAUUUUUUACAUUAUUUUGCUGCUCGCUUCAGCAACAUACACAAUAAAAAAUACAAUACAUUUUAUUUAAAAAAUCACCUUACUUUGGAUUUCAGUAUUGGCAAAUGACCCAAAUGUUCACAAUAUUGAUGAUUUUUUGGAUGAUGUAUUUUAAGCCAAGUCUAAAAAUCAAUGGUGGAUCUGAAGUAUUCGACAAGUAAAGGAGUGUUCGAAAGUUUAUAGCGAAUAGGAAAAAUAUAGGGGAAUAUUUGUUAUGUCCUUGAGAAGCCGAAGUUUUUCCUUUAAAAUUUCUAAAAAGCUUUGUUACCUAUGUAUUCAUCAAGUUUUCUUAAAACGCUUUAUGUACAAAUUUCUACAAUGAGAUCCUUAAAAACAAUUUUGUUUUAAGGAAACGACAAAAUUUUUUCUGUAUUUUUCGUUUUAAAGAAAGAUAUCGUUUCAGGAGCUUUAUCAUGUUCAUUAAAAUAUAUCUAUAAAAUUAACUGUUUUGAUCGCUGUGCUAUUGUUCUUCUGCAAGUCUUCUCCUCAUCUGAAAAUGGUAUUCGGGUAAAGAAAAGUGACUAUUUUUAUAGACCUUUGGUUAAUGAUUUCAAAACCACUUAAGCGUUAGUUUUUUGCUUAUAAUUUUUUCCAAAAUAUUCGCAAAUUAUCGCUCCGAACCUCCCGAUUUGCUGUUGUGAAAAAUUUCUUAUUACAUGCAAAAGAAAUUAUGUCGUAAAAAAUUAUUCAACUUUUGUAAUACUUACACAA